Messenger RNA from Aaosphaeria arxii CBS 175.79, 789 nucleotides. RefSeq lists its product as uncharacterized. NCBI's taxonomy places the organism in Eukaryota, Fungi, Ascomycota, Dothideomycetes, Pleosporales. The record is from RefSeq and is a predicted model, not a curated record. The transcript is spliced from 2 exons. The coding region runs from base 1 to 789 and encodes 262 amino acids.
AUGGCAGAGGACGUGCUGAGUUCAUCGUCCGACCUCGGCCACAGCGGCUACACGGCCAAAGAGCUACAGGACAAGAAGCAGAAAAUACGGCUCGAGUAUGUGAAGAAGCGGAAUCCAGUGCUCGAAGCGUUGAACGGUCUCUUCAAUGCUGGUCAUUGCGGCGCUUUCCUCCACAAGAUUAUACUGCACGGAGAGCACCACGUUCAAGGGGAUCCAAAGUCAGCAUAUGGGCGUGGCACCCCUGAAAAUAUAUAUAAAACGCCACUUCAGAGGAAGAAUAGAAGAGGCAGACAAGCCCGCCCUGGCAUGGCCAUGCCAUCGGAGACAUGGCAGUCCCUACAUAGGAGCGUCAUGCAUCAUCUAAGAAGGAUUGAACUCCGAUAUGUGCCGAGAGAAGGUGCUGCAGAAUUCGACAGGAUGAGGAGCCUUUCACCCUUGACAACAUUCGCGAGUUAUUCGAUCCUACAAGCAAAAGGCAUGUUCGUGCUGCUGCCAACAAUUUCAGCUGGAUCAUUUGCUGAAAAGAUUCUUGAUCACUGGCCAUACUCAAGAAAACCCAAGAAGAUGACCGUUGUCAAGAAGGCUUCCGAUCAGAAGGCCACCGCCAGAAAGAAGAGUGGCCCCGCUAUCGACCCGCCCAAGGAUAACAUGACAACACAUCUCAUGACGGCGACCUGGUUUGAUACUUGGAUGGCUUACGCUAAUCAACAUUUCCACGAUACUUCCGCCAUCGACGUACUAGAGUUAGAUGGCUCCACAACGCAUAAUGCCUCAAUCAAGUUUGCCUGA